Messenger RNA from Branchiostoma belcheri (Belcher's lancelet), 2015 nucleotides. Its product is annotated as 5'-nucleotidase domain-containing protein 3-like. Lineage: Eukaryota; Metazoa; Chordata; Leptocardii; Amphioxiformes; Branchiostomatidae. The transcript is spliced from 15 exons. The record is from RefSeq and is a predicted model, not a curated record. The coding region runs from base 18 to 1565 and encodes 515 amino acids. Gene Ontology annotation, molecular function: 5'-nucleotidase activity.
GACACCCCAAAACAAAGAUGGCGGCCGUGGUCAGACACCGGAACGUUUGUUUGGCGAUUUUUGCUCAAUUUAGAGGAUUUUCCCAGCGACUAGGAGCUGCAGCAUGCUCCAGGCAAUGUCAUACGGUCACGGAGACUACAGAAGAGGACCUGUGGCGGCAAUAUCACGAAACAAAGCAGCUUGCACUGCAACAAAAACCGUUGUGUAAAAUCAACCCUACCUCAGUGUUUGCCAACAAUGAGCUGUGUAUGGGAGAUGUGGAGGUGUAUGGGUUUGACUAUGACUACACCCUGGCACACUACACUGAUGAACUCUACCCUCUCAUCUAUAACCUGGCUAAGGAAAGGCUGCUCAUGAGAAACAAGUACCCAGAUGAUAUCAUGGCUCUAGAGUACAUUCCCGGGUUUGCAGUGCGAGGUCUGCACUAUGACAUAGAGAAGGCACUCCUGAUGAAAAUAGACGCUUUCCACCAUAUCCAACUGGGCACUGUCUACAGAGGCCACCAGCGUGUGAGUGAUGCAGAGGUGUCCAGUCUGUAUGAUGGUACACAUGUUCCUGUGGACUACAUGAGCUCCUUUCAUGGCAGGGGUAAACAGAUGGUACAGCUGAUGGACAUGUUCUCGCUAUCUGAGAUGGCGCUACUGUGUGACGUCACAGAGUUUUUCCUCAAGAAUGGGAUAGAGUAUGACCCAGAGUACCUCUUCUAUGAUGUUAAGAAUGCAGUCAUAUCAGUACACCUCAGUGGGGACAUGCACAAGGCUGUGGCCAAGGACAUGGACAGAUACCUUGAGCGUGGUGAGGAGAUAUCCCAGCUACUGAGAAGGCUGGCCGGGGCGGGUAAAAAACUCUUCCUCAUCACCAACAGCCCCUUCUGGUUUGUCCAGCGAGGGAUGGAGUACAUUUCUGGGCCCAACUGGAUGGAGAUGUUUGAUGUCGUCAUUGCAGAGUCCAGGAAACCAAAGUUCUUCACUGACACUAAAAGACCCUUCCGAGAAGUCAGUAAGACACUGGGGACCUGUAAGUUUGAGAGGGUGACUAGUCUGAGGAAAGGACAGGUCUAUAUACAGGGUAAUCUGCAGGACUUCCGACAGAUGACAGGCUGGUAUGGAGCCAGGGUGCUGUACUUUGGGGAUCACGUCUACAGUGAUUUGGCGGAUCCCUUCCUGAAGCAUGGCUGGAGAACAGGUGCCAUCAUACCUGAACUGGAGGAUGAGAUCAAAAUCAGCAACUCCGCCAGCUACAAGGACACCAUCUCCUGGUUACUGGCACUACAGGGACUGAUCGAGAGUCAACAGAUGAGCAGACAUGACGUAGCUGUACAGAAUGUGCUACAAGACUGGCUGAAGGAGAUGAGGGAACUUAGACAUUACACAAAGGACAUCUUCAACCCCCAGUUUGGCAGCCUGUUCCGUACGCACCACAACCCCACCUACUUUUCCCGCCGUCUCAUGCGAUUCGCCGACAUCUACACCUCGUCUGUCGCCAACCUGCUGCACUUCCCCAUCGACUACACGUUCUACCCGCGCCGCUCAGCGCUGCCUCACGAGAUCAACUACGACUCCUGAGUCUGAAAGGCAGGGCUGUCUCCACCAUUUUUGUCAAUUUUUGCAAAACUAUGGGAUCUAGGGGCACACUCCGCUGGCAAAUAUUGGCAUAUUUUAUGUACUUUUAGAAGCAAAUUUUGACACUUAUGUCAUUAUUAACCAUCUAAUUUUAAUGUCAUUAAGUCCAGAUUUUGGAGACAGACAUCGUGUUUGUUUUUUUUGUUCCAACAAGCAGAUUUCUAUCCCAGAUGAGGGGACAGGUCCUGGAGACAGCCCUGUUUAAAGGCCAAAAUUUCAUCACAGUGACUGUUCUUCAACCAUUUAACAUAGUAACUGUAAGGUCUAUGUAGUACUGUAAUGUGCAUGCGAAAUUUAAUCAUCUUGCACCUAGAUGUCUGAUCUGUGCAAUCACUUUAAGUCAGCAAUAAACAUUGUAUUGACUUGCUGAAAUGUGUGUAAAAUUGUGGUACA